UGAAGUUAAGCAACUUUCGCAGUGGUCGGUCAUUGGAUGGGUGACCAAAAAUCUUGUAUCUCGUGUUCCUCUGUGCUUCGGAAGGCACGUUAAGCCGUUGGUCCCGGCUGCAUCUGCAGUCGUUAGUUCAUGGCCCAAUCUCCCUAUUCUAUCCAUAGGGAAGGCCUGUGCCCCUGCAGUGGGGACAUUUAUAGGCUGAUGAUGAUAAAUUUCAUAAGAAACCACAUGAUAUCAGUUGCAUUCUUAGGUACAGGUUAUCAUAUGUCUUCGUGUAUACGUAUUUGUAGUGCAGAAAUUGCCAUUCGACUAGCAAUAAGUUUUUAUCCGACUUACAACAAAAGGAGUGUGAAAUUUUCAAGUAUCAUGUCUGUGAGUGUCUCGUGUAUCUUUGUAAGUACGUUUCUUUAUUCAGCAACAAUAACUUCACAGAAGAGAUUUGGAUGUACCUAUAUAACAUUAUAUAAAAUGAAUAUAAAAUAGAUGUCUAUAAGUACCGAUCAUUAUUUAUUUAUUUCUUUUAAUUUUAAAGACUGACAGUGACUGGUUCCAAAAACCUAGUUGUAUACAGAAUACACUACAAUUCUACCACACCUGUAUUUGCUAAUAAGUUAAGUAUAGGAAGCGAUUCGAUUUAUCGCUCCACAGAAAGGAAUGACUCAGUUUAAAUUUGUCACGCACCUCAUUAAUAAUCACUCCAGCUGAUUAACUAAACCGAUUUCCUAUAGUUACUUCAAGUCAAUGUUAAAAGAUGGCGCCACUGAACACUUUUUCAUCUACAAUGUGGCUACAAAUUGUGAAAAAGCUGAAAUUAUCGCAGCGUCCGUCGUUGUAUGUGGCGCCACCUAGAGUAUAUACUUACUGAUAAGAAUGAAAUGUUACUGAAAUAUAAAGGUAGACAACCGGUAUGUUGACUUGACAGUCUAAACGUGGUACGAGCACACAUCGAAAUGGCAGGACGACCUUAUUACGGUUACGGUCAACCACCGCCCGGGAUGCCGCCCGGCGCUCCCCCUGGCUACCCUCCCAUGAUGGCAGCACCCGGGAUGGUAUACUACCCCAUGCACCCCGCCUACUUCUACCCUUACCCCCACCCUCCCCCCGGCGGAGGCAUUAACAUCGUGGAUGAGUCAGCACCCGCAGAGAUCGUGCCCACCCUCCCUGGGGAGACGGUCGAGCUACCUUGGAGUACAUACAAAUGGGUUCCCGCGUGCUUGAGCCAGCAGAGCAUUCCUCCUGGUGCCCUGAGGGUUGGUACCGAUGCAGAUGGUGAGCCGAUCUAUGCUGGCAGAGCUCCGUACAUGGGAGACGUCUUACCUGCCAAGGUCAUCCCUUCAAAGAAUGCCUGCUACGUCUGCCAUAAUGGACAAGAAGUGUUGGUGCCAUCGAUGUUCUCGUGGCAGUUCAGCACAAACGGUGAGGUGCCCCCAGGUGCUGUCGCCGCUGGCAGCACCGCUGACGGCGAGAAGUUGUACUACGGCAGAGUGACACAUGACGGAUGCACCACUCCUGGCAAGAUUCACACCAGCCAUGGCUGCUGUUACUAUCCUUUCGAUGGCGAGGAGAAGUCUUCUACUGAAUACGAAGUUCUGGUCCUCCUAUAAGUGGACAUAAAUACCUAUCCAAAAGGGCUAUUAUAGACACUGUAUUCAGAAGCUUAGAAUUUUAUUACUUAAAAUAAUUCCAUUGUGACACUACUUCUUUACUUGGUAGCUGAAAUAAUUAUUACGUUAUUUAUUUUUGUAUCUUGCCUUAAAUCUUAAAAGUUUUUAUUUAGUUUGUGCCAAUAUGAUAUCUUUAUUAACCGAAUCGUUAAUAAAAUCUUAUUAUGUUUGACGUUAUGACUACAUUUUAAUAAUAUUAAAAUACUUGUUGUUUUAA
Messenger RNA from Chilo suppressalis (striped riceborer), 1878 nucleotides. NCBI's taxonomy places the organism in Eukaryota, Metazoa, Arthropoda, Insecta, Lepidoptera, Crambidae. The record is from the annotation of a GenBank genome assembly.